Molecule: messenger RNA, 1767 nt
Organism: Drosophila mauritiana
Lineage: Eukaryota; Metazoa; Arthropoda; Insecta; Diptera; Drosophilidae
Gene: Cyp318a1
Product: probable cytochrome P450 318a1
Exons: 7
Coding region: 80-1693 (537 amino acids)
Molecular function (GO): iron ion binding; heme binding; oxidoreductase activity, acting on paired donors, with incorporation or reduction of molecular oxygen
Source: RefSeq, a predicted model, not a curated record
GUGCUGCCUACAAAGCACCACAUUAGUCCGUAAAUACGCGGCGUGGAAUCGCUGGCCAUUUGUGGUAGCGACACUACCGAUGAUGCACCUGAACGUGGCCCUUUGGGCGUGCGGCGCCCUUCUGGCGGUGCUCCUCGCCUGGCAGCAGCGCAAGUGCUGGCGGCUCAUCUGGCAGCUGAACGGAUGGCGCGGAGUGGUCCAGCAGCCGGUGCUAUGGUUCCUCCUCUGCAUCAAUCUGCAUCCCAACAGCAUUCUGGAGAAGGUAUCCCAGUAUCGGGUGCACUUCCAGCGCCCGCUGGCCGUUCUCGUGGGCACCCGAGUCCUACUCUACAUCGAUGAUCCGGCCGGCAUGGAAUGCGUCCUCAAUGCGCCCGAGUGCCUGGACAAGACCUUUCUGCAGGAUGGCUUCUUUGUUCGUCGCGGUCUGCUUCAUGCCAGAGGGCAAAAAUGGAAGUUGCGCCGCAAGCAGCUGAAUCCCGCCUUCAGUCACAAUAUCGUGGCCAGUUUCUUCGAUGUCUUCAAUUCCGUGGGCAAUCAGAUGGUCGAACAGUUCCAAUCGCAGCCGAAUCUCCAUGGACAGGCGGUCAAGUUCACGGCUGCCGAGGAUUUGCUCAGUCGAGCUGUUCUCGAGGUCUCCUGCUUGACCAUCAUGGGCACUCCAACCAAUUUCACGCAAUUGGAUGACGCGCACAUUGCCCACAGUUACAAGCGACUGUUGGAGAUCUCAGCCGUUCGGGUGGUGAAGCCAUGGCUACAGAUACGCCAAUUGCAUCGGCUAUUGGCGCCGGAACUUUACGAGGAGUCCAGAAGGUGCGCCAAAUUGCUGGAGGAUUUCGUCGGCGGCAUCGUGAGGACGAAGCAUCGCAACUGGCGGCUAAGGGACGCCGUUGGCGGUGAAAAGUCUGGAGAGGAUUCGUCCAACGGCUGGCAGAGGCGCAUCUUCAUCGAGCAGAUCUUUCAGCUGGCCGCCAAUGGAGAGAUGACGCUCGAAGAGAUCAUGGACGAGGCACAGUCCAUGGUACUGGUGUCCUUUGAGACGGUGUCCAAUAGCAUAAUGCUGGCCCUGCUCUGCUUGGCCACCAACAAGGGCGACUGCCAGCGACGUUUGCUGGCGGAGAUCAGGGCACUCGUGCCGGAUGGCGGCCAGGUGGGCUUGGAGCAGCUGCAGCAGCUGCGCUAUCUGGAUGCCUUUGUCAGCGAAUCGCUGCGCCUCUUGGCCACCGUGCCGAUGAAUCUGCGCCACGUCAGUCGCGAUUUCCAGCUGGCGGGCAGGCAGCGCGAAGCGAUCGUGCCCCAAAACAGCAUCGUGGUGCUGGACACCUUCAAUAUGCAACGCGACGAGCGCUGGUGGGGCGCCAACGCCAAGCAGUUCGAUCCGCAGCGGUUUCUCGACCAGGAGAAGGAGCAGCUGUCCCAGGGGCAGAAUGGUUCGGGAUCGGGAGAAACACGGAGGCAGCGCGAUCGGCGACACUCCUACAGCUUCCUGCCCUUCUCCAAUGGUCUGCGAUCGUGUAUCGGUCGUCGCUAUGGACUUUUUAUCAUGAAGGUGUUCCUGGUCAAGCUAAUCUCCAACUUUGAUUUUCACAGCGAUUUCGAGCUGGAGAAGCUGCAGUUUGUCGAAAACAUAUCGCUAAAGUUCAAAAACGCCGAUGACAUCUUGCUGACAAUCCAGCCACACAAGCUGUCCACUUGAGAUGCAUUGUUUAUCCGCUUUCCAAAUACUAUAUUAGCACUUUUUUUUGUCAUAUAUGUUAUUAAGCUUAUGCA